AUGGACAUGACAGAAGCUGGUUCCAAGCGGAAGCUUCAAUUGCAAGAGCUUGAGGAAUUGAGGUUGGCGGCAUAUGAGAACUCGAGGAUAUCCAAGGAAAAGACCAAAGUUGCACACGACAAAUUGAUUGCCAAGAGGAUUUCAACAUGGGUUGGUCCUUUUGUGGUUACUCAUGUUUUUCCUUAUGGUGCAGUUGAGAUUAUGGACGAGUCGACUACGAAGAAACUCACAGUUAAUGGGCAGAGGCUUAAACAAUUCUACGAGGACUUUACAGAACACACAGUGGAGGAGCUAUCUCUCUUGGACCUUCCCCCGACCUGA
Diospyros lotus (date-plum) is the source of this 321-nucleotide messenger RNA. RefSeq lists its product as uncharacterized. The transcript is spliced from 2 exons. The coding region runs from base 1 to 321 and encodes 106 amino acids. NCBI's taxonomy places the organism in Eukaryota, Viridiplantae, Streptophyta, Magnoliopsida, Ericales, Ebenaceae. The record is from RefSeq and is a predicted model, not a curated record.